AUGUCCACACCCACCCACUUCAAACUCGCAAAGUCAGAUAGUCUCACUCGUCGUGUCUCCUUCGCUGCAUUCCCCUCCUGGGACGAGCUUGCUGCACGCAUUCAGGCGCUCUAUCAUAUCGAAGACCCUGCGGUCUCGUACAUCGACUCUGAUGGAGACGCCAUCGUCCUUUCCUCAGACGAGGAACUCCGCGACUUCUACCAGUCGAGCGAACUAGGACAGGUAGUCAAAUUUACCGUCGUCGACCUCAGCGAUGUUCGCACUCUGGAUAGCAGCAGUUCAGGCAAGCCUCUUCCCGCUACUCCCUUCGAUUCUUCCCUUCGGAAUCCAUUCUCCGGUGGGCAACUACCCAUGCCAUUUCUCUUUGAAGUCGAAGACGAUUGGCAACGUCUUGGAAUGGGCGGCACCUUCGAGUCUACUCCCAUCGAGCCGAAUUCCGACAGUCCCCAUGCAUUCGUCGAGGUGAUUCCCAGCGACACCGAGCGAGCCAGUGUAUUAUCCGGUAGCGACAAUCGGACCGUAUCGGACCAACAGACGCCCACCCUUCCUCCUGUCGACAAGGGUAAAGCGAAGGCUACGAGCUCCAGCGACGAUGCAUCGACGGUAUCAGUCUUGAAUGAUGAUGCGCCGGACAAGCCACCCGUCCAUAUUCAGAUUCAUCGCCUUCGCAACUUCCAUUCUGGCACCUUUGGUCCCACAUCCUCUACAGACAAAGCUUUCCCUAACAUUCCUCCCGCACCAGCUUCCCCCGAGGCAGAUGCCACCGUGCUCGAGGAUAAGACUGGCACUCGGUCUUCCGCCUCCCUUUCCCUCGACGAGGCUCCUGCCCAGCCGGAGUCCACCACUGAUGAUCCUCCCCUACCCGAGGUUGGACCUGCCCCUGGAGCAGCAUCGCUCUACAACGACAUCGCGCAGCUCCUCAAUUCGCUUUCAACUGCCGUCUCCAGCCAUCCCGAACUGUCCGAAGGUAUUCGUAACGUCGUGCGCAAUGCCACUAACGGCGCUUACUGGGAGGGAGGCCGCCAGUCUGUCGCCCAUGUCGUGGAGGACCUUCGCCGCGCGGCACAGGAAGCUCGAGAGUCGGCCCCCAGUUCGGAAGAUUUGCACCGCAGGGCGGAGGAGGAGGCCGGCAGAAGAGUUGCGGACGCGAUCGGCAGUGUUUUCAGAGCUUUCGGUGAGGCGACCAGGAGCACGAGCAGUGACGAUGCACCGCCAUUUCCUCCAUCUCCUAGGCCAGAAAGUCGUGAUCACCACCAACCUCCUCCUUUCCCCCCUCUUUUUGUCCCCCAGAUGACAUUCCCACAUGCUCGAGGGGGCGGAUUCGCUCGUCGUGGUCGUGGUGGUCCGUUUAGUCCUUUCCAUCAUCAUGGACAUUUCCCCCAUAUUCCCUCACCCGACGCACAUUUUCCUCCUCCGCCCCCGCCCGGUCAGUGGUUCCCGAGGGAUCCGUUCGGUGGUCGUCAAUCUCCGCCGCCGCCGCCGCCACCACCUCCGGGGCCACCUCAUGCCCCACCUCCAGGGUCUCCCGCCUCUCGAAGCUCCAUGCCGCCCCCUCCACCCCCUCCGGAUUUUGGUAUGCCACCGCCACCGCCUCCUGGUCCCCAUGGUCCUCCCCCUCCUCCCCCUAGCGGUUCCUUCCCACCUCCACCUCAGCCUCCUCACGGCAGGUUCCACCAUGGGCGUGGUCACCCUCGCCAUUCUUUCGGACAUUACGUCCCGGGGCCGCCACCUCCCCCGCCUGGACAUGCUCCUCCCUUCUACAAUGACUAUGUCUCACCUGCGUGGAGCCAGUUCCGGACAUUCCAGAGGCAGUCGACCGAUGCCUCUACGCCGGCGGAGACCCCCACGGUGGAGACUACGGCAGGCGAGCAGCGCGAAGUCUCGUAUUACGCCGCGUCGUCCAGAUCUACACGGCCUCGAGCUGAAGAUCUGAAGGCUUCUUUGGAGACAGCAAAGCAGAAUUAUAAGAGGGAGAAGCAAAGGUAUCGUGCUGAACGUCAGGCGAGGCGUCGUGAGCGUGAGCGCGCGAAUGAAUCCUUUGAAAGCUCUGCCACUGAAAGCGGAAAUGAUCAUGCUCCGGAGGCUCCUGAGGCGACUGCUCCUCCGCCUCCGGAGGUUCCGCUGACCUCCAUGCCUGAGACCCAGAUCAUUAGUAACGCCCAUGGGUCCUUCCCCCAGCUCGAGAUGUUCAAUGUUAUGCGUAGCCCGGGUCACCCUCGCAGGCACCAUACUAUCGCGGGACAUGGCAUGCGCUACCGUGAGCGCCAGGCAGAAGCUCCUUCUAACGAGGUCAACGUCGAGGCGGAAAUUAUUCAGAGGUUGGGCAACAUGGGCUUCAGCGAGCGCGAGUACCCGACCUUGCCGAAUGUGGUGAGUUCGUGCUUGAAGACGAAUGACGUGACGAAGAUGUCGAAGAGCGACCAGGAUGAUGUCGUCAGCUUGGUGGUCGACGAGCUUCUUACGAUGCCGCCGUCCACGCCUAAGGCCUCUGGUUCUGAAUUGUCCACUGAUUAGGCGCGAAGUGUUUGAGCUCUUUCCUGUUUCUCCCGUUGUGGGGCUGGUUGUAUGAGUAGCGCAGUAUAUGCUUUCAUCUCACUCUAUCUUUGUCUCCUGACUUUCGAGGUAGGUAUCGUUUCAUAUUCUGGUAUUUAUCUUCUUGUUUGUUUUCGUUUUUGAGGACUGUUGGCGAUUGUCGUUGAGACGAUCAAUGAGAGUUCGUCUUCUUGUCUAUGCUCUUCCUUUAUUCUGCAAUACGAAAAAGAAACAAAAGCUUGAGUCACCUUGUAACAUGUAUGUAUCAUAAUUGUUAGGAAUAUACGUUGGACUGGUACGAACGACACAACACUGUCG
Molecule: messenger RNA, 2850 nt
Organism: Stereum hirsutum FP-91666 SS1
Lineage: Eukaryota; Fungi; Basidiomycota; Agaricomycetes; Russulales; Stereaceae
Exons: 3
Coding region: 1-2514 (837 amino acids)
Molecular function (GO): protein binding
Source: RefSeq, a predicted model, not a curated record